CUAAUUCCUCUUCUCGCAAAACAUCCUGCCAUUCCACAAUUCGCAGCAUGGCGCCCGCCGCAAAGCGCCAGCGGCUCUCCGAUGGCAGUGCCGCAGCAGUGGAGACUGACAAUGCGUCCACGGUGGCCACGCCUCGUGCACAGACGAAUGAAGACCAAAAGCAGGCCGCGGCCAAACGAUGCUCACUCUUCGUGCGCUCCCUACCCGCCGACAUCACCACCGAGCAGUUGACUGAACUGUUCUCCGAUGCCUUCCCGGUCAAGCACGCCACCGCCGUCAUCGAUCCCGAGACCAAGCAAUGCAAGGGCUAUGGCUUCGUGACCUUUGCCGAUGCUGACGAUGCGGCACAAGCCCGCGCACAAUUCAAUGGCCACGAUUUUCACGGAAAGAAGCUGCGUAUCGAGAUUGCAGAGCCCCGACGUCGGGAUGGCAGAGAUGGCGAGAACGCGGCUUCCGUGGGUCGCCAACAAGCAGAACUGGAGAGGCAGCACCAGCCGUCCAAGUUGAUCGUACGCAAUCUACCGUGGUCGAUCAAAGGCCCGAAGCAGCUCGAAAAGUUGUUUCAAAGCUACGGCAAGGUCAAGAAGGCAUAUGUGCCUCAGAAGGGUCCGGGUCUCAUGGCUGGCUAUGGCUUCGUUAUCAUGCGUGGGCGGAAGAACGCCGAAAAGGCGAUUGAAGGUGUUAAUGGGAAAGAGGUGAAUGGGAGGACAGUGGCCGUGGACUGGGCCGUCGAGAAAGAGGUUUUUACAGAGCAGACGGACACCGAAGGUGUAGUCGAGGACAAUGCAGAUGAUCAAGAUGCGGAAGCGGUCGACGAAGAUCUAAUGCAGGACGAUGCAGACGACGUGGAGCAUACCGGCAGUGAGGACGAGGACGACGAUCAUGAAAGUGAAGACGGGACGAGCGAGGACGAAUGUACGGACGCCGAUGCAGACGAGCUGAACCAGGACGAUGACAGGCAGGAUCGUGCUGAAGACAGGUCGAGUACUCUGUUCAUUCGCAAUCUGCCUUUCACAUGCAGCGAUGAGGAUUUGGAGGACCAUUUCCAGCAAUUCGGCAGCACGCGUUACGCUCGAGUCGUAAUGGACCACGAGACUGGGCGCUCCAAAGGAACUGGUUUUGUAUGUUUCUACGAAAAGGCCGAUGCAGACGCAUGCCUCCGGUCGGCACCCUUCAAACCAACUGCCGUGAGCGAAGAAACCAAAAAAGGUGGCAAAAACGUGCAGAAUGCGCAGUCGGUGUUGCAGAACGAGAUGGCCGAUCCCACUGGACAGUAUACUCUGGAAGGUCGCGUACUGCAGGUCACCCGGGCUGUUGGCAAGUCCGAUGCAGCUCGAUUGACGGAAGAAGGCACCAAUCAUCGAAACAAACGCGAUCGUGAUAAGCGCCGUCUGUAUCUAUUGGGGGAGGGCACCAUCGCAACCAACUCCAAGCUAUGGCAACAACUGCCGCCAUCGGAGCAGGCAAUGCGUGAAGCCAGUGCCAAACAACGAAAGCAGCUCAUCGAGAACAAUCCUUCUCUACAUCUUAGUUUGACUCGGCUUUCUGUACGCAACAUUCCUCGCAGUGUCACUAGCAAGGAUCUGAAAGACCUUGCACGACAAGCUGUCGUCGGGUUUGCUACAGACGUCAAGGAGGGUCGUAGGGAUCGACUGUCCAAAGAGGAGUUGCUGCGUGGGGGUGAAGAAAUGCAAGCUGCAGAGGCUGCUCGAAAAAAGGCCGGCAAGGGUAUCGUGAAACAAGCCAAAGUCGUGUUCGAAAGCGCUGGUGGGAGCAAGAUCAAUGAGGAGAGUGGAGCAGGGCGUAGUCGAGGUUAUGGUUUCAUUGAGUACUACACACACCGAAAUGCCCUGAUGGGUCUUCGUUGGCUCAACGGACAUGCUGUGGAUUACCAGGUCAACCAGGGCAAAGGAAAGCUGAGCCGGGAGGAAGUUCAAGAUCGCAAGAAAAGACUGAUCGUGGAGUUCGCCAUCGAGAACGCCCAAGUUGUGAUGCGCAGGAACGAGAAGGAGCAAAAGGCUAGAGCGCGCACUCAACCGGGCAACGGCAAACCGGAAGACCAGGAUUCGGCAGUCAACAGUGCUUCGAAACCCAGAUCGCGAGGUGACAAACCUGGUCAGCGGAAGCGCAAGAGGACUUCCGACGACACAUCCGAUGCUGUGGAACCUUCGAAAUCCACCACAGACAAGCAGAAGAAGACCGUUGACGAGAAAAUUGCGAAGCGCAACCAGAUCAUUGGAAGGAAACGAGCGAUCCGUGCGCGCAGGAAGGUCGGCAAAUGAUGAUUGAACCAUCCAACCAAACUGGAUACACCAUCUGUCGUACCGGCAUUAGUUGCACGGCAUGUCUUUCGACUAGGUGACAUUCAUGCAUUCAUGAAGGCAGGCUUCGCACUAAUGCUCAGGUGCAGAGUGCAAUCGUGCACGCGCCGCCGAGCGCAGUGCAAGGUUGGUGCAGUAGGCCACGAUGACCAGGUUAGUAUACACCUUUAACAGGUCUGGUACCAAUGCAAGUUGUUUUGGCGUGGUCGUAACACCUCACCAGGAUUCGGCAUUCAAAUCGCCGAAUCGAGUGCGCUGGUACAAGCUGGCAUCGGAUGUCAACUGCAGACGAAAGGGAAGGAGUACCGGCGGCCACGGUCCGGUGGCAGGUUGCAGACAGCAGCCAAGCAAGUUGCCGACCAGCAGCUGCACGGCCCAAUAUGGCCACUGCUCGAGCUUUAACCGGGCUCUAGGGUUCACGAUCUUCUGUGCUGUACGACAUACGGCAACCGCGGCAUGUGUCGGGGUAGUGCCAGUCUGAACCUGUCAGAUGUUGCGCAGAAGUGUACGUACGCUGCACAAACUAGUGCAUGCAAUGUCAACGUCCACGGGCAGUGUCAGACCAGCAAAAGUGAUACAUAGCAGACAAUGAAAGCUGUCAGCGACGUCGUUCGCGACCCGGACAUCAAGUGAACUGGCGGACACGGCUUCGCACUGCCCUUUCAACAAAAAUGUCCAAUGUACAAUUCGACGACUUCUGUCAAACUUCAGAUUUGAGGAGAGCUUGAUUAACCUGACUGAAUGUGGGCGACAUCGCUGCUCUACCCCCAUGCUUGUAAUGCGACUGAUAGCGUAUUUCUCUCCAGUACUCAUGCCGUGGCAGGAUAACGACUGGAGGUGGGAUGCUUUGCGUAACAGUUGCAACGCCUGAAUGCAUACCAAAACUUGACCCACGACCUUUGUGAAGGGGUUCUAGCCAUGAUUGUAUCAUUAGCAUCGAUGUACUGUCGAUGAUCCAUGGGGUAAGUGGAGACAGUUUCCUCACAACCAGAACAGGCCACAGCAUCCAGACGCUCCACGUCUGCAGAGAAUCGGAUAUAAAAGAACAUGGGUUUCUCACACA
Molecule: messenger RNA, 3384 nt
Organism: Cercospora beticola
Lineage: Eukaryota; Fungi; Ascomycota; Dothideomycetes; Mycosphaerellales; Mycosphaerellaceae
Gene: NOP4
Product: mRNA-binding ribosome biosynthesis protein NOP4
Cellular component (GO): nucleolus
Molecular function (GO): mRNA binding
Source: RefSeq, a predicted model, not a curated record